Talaromyces stipitatus ATCC 10500 is the source of this 1698-nucleotide messenger RNA. RefSeq names its product AMP dependent ligase/synthetase, putative. The transcript has 6 exons. The coding region runs from base 1 to 1698 and encodes 565 amino acids. NCBI's taxonomy places the organism in Eukaryota, Fungi, Ascomycota, Eurotiomycetes, Eurotiales, Trichocomaceae. Gene Ontology annotation, molecular function: CoA-ligase activity. The record is from RefSeq and is a predicted model, not a curated record.
AUGGUUUUUAAAUCCCCCUCUUGGGUGCCAAGUCUGCCGUGUCCGAUUCCAGAUGACCUCCCCGUUGGAGACUUUGUGCUAAGUGGCUAUCAAAGUCUUCGAUCAGAGAAGUCCCGAGAGAGCUCGCUCAUUUGCGGAAUCACGGGGAAACAAUACUCAAUACAAACCAUCAGUGGACAAGUAGACCUAGUUGCACGGAGCCUAAGCAAUGAGCUUGGAUGGAAGCCUAAUGAGGGUGAAUCAUGGGACAAAGUCCUUGCAAUCUACAGUUUCAACUCCGUUGAAUAUCUUAUAUUAUGCUGGGCUGUCCAUCGUCUGAACGGCAUCGUCUUAACAAUCCACACUGGAAGCUCGACCAAAGAGAUUGAGUCGCAUUUGACUCGCUCCAAAUGCAAGGCCAUUUUCGUGUCCCCAAGUCUACACAAGACAUGUAUCGAAGUCACGAAUCUACUGGGCAUUUCACAAGAGUGUGUCUACACGAUCGCAGUUCCCGGCGAGCUUGUGAGCUCUGUGGACGGUCACAAAAGUUUUGAGCAGCUUCUCGCAGCUGGUUCUGAUCUUGCACCCAUGGAGCCACUCAAAUGGGAGAAGGGACAGGGAAAAGAACAGGCCGCUUACUUGGCCGCUACGAGCGGCACAUCUGGCUUACAGAAAUUGGCCAAAAUUGGACAUUACAAUAUCAUCGCCAAUAUUCUUCAGACGGCAACCUACGACAGCGGGUUUACUCCCAACCAACCGGAGAGUGGAAUUCUGUUCCUCCCAUUGAGCCACACGUACGCACUUGAAGUUUCGCAUAUGAUGUUAUGGCGAGGAGAUGCCAUUGUUCUUCAACCUAACUUCGACAUGAUGAAGAUGUUGAAAGCAGUUAGCACAUUCAAACUCGAGCGAUUAUAUCUUGUUCCAGCGAUUAUUGCUGCCUUGAUCAAAAAUCCGUUCUUAUUCCAGAUGUUUGACGUUUCAUCAGUGAAGACGAUCAUUUCUGGAUCUGCACCAUUUGACAGGAAUCUCGGUGAAAUGGUAAAAAAUGUCAAACCAGACUGGAAGAUCCUUACUGGUUACGGUCUCACUGAGAGUUCCAUCAUUGCAACAUUUACAAGUGCCCACGAUCAAAUGUUUGGGUCAUCAGGUUCAUUACUGCCAGAAGUCCAACUCAGGCUUAUCGAUGAAGAUGGCGCCGAUAUUGAUGUACAUGAAAAGGCCGGCGAAGUGCUUUUAAAAGGACCAAACAUUAUAUCCGGGUAUCUGAGCGAUUCCGAAGCGAGUGCAACCCUAAUUGACUCAGAGGGCUGGCUCCAUACUGGAGAUGUUGGUCUUAUCAGGCUAUCACCCCAGCAGAACGAACAUUUAGUCAUUGUUGAUCGCCUGCGAGACAUGAUCAAAGUAAAGGGUAUGCAAGUUUCUCCCGCCGAUAUCGAAGCUGCACUUCUCCUACAUCCAGCAGUACGUGACGUUGCUGUCAUUGGAAUCAAGGAUGAACUUUCCGGGGAGCGUGCAAAGGCUUUUAUCGUCAGGUUCCCGGACGUCAUGAAGGAUUCAUCCGAGGAGCAGCUGAAAGAGUCAAUAAGAGAGCAUGUAGAAAAGAACCUCAGUGAGCUGCAUUGGUUGCACGACAGGAUUACAUUUCUUGCCGAAAUCCCUAAGAACCAGAGUGGAAAAAUUCUCAAAGUCAAGCUGAGGGCAAUGGAACGUGGCGAGUAG